Messenger RNA from Zea mays, 1703 nucleotides. Its product is annotated as ATP binding protein. Gene Ontology annotation, biological process: protein phosphorylation. Gene Ontology annotation, cellular component: plasma membrane. Lineage: Eukaryota; Viridiplantae; Streptophyta; Magnoliopsida; Poales; Poaceae. Gene Ontology annotation, molecular function: protein serine/threonine kinase activity; ATP binding. The record is from RefSeq and is marked provisional.
UUUGCCUAUUUGGUACCCAGACCCACGCGGCGGCACCCGCCACCGAUCGAGCCGCUCCGGCGAGCGCAGCGCAGCCCACGGCAUUUGCCGAUUUGUGAAGGAGCGUGAAAAAGCCCUUCCCACGCUGGGCCCCGCCUCCGCGACGCGAGCCCACACGUCCGUUUCCGGUGCCUUGGCCAGACAGGCAGCCCAUGUGCUGAGCUCACAUGCCUGCCGCUCCCACACCUCGCCACCCUCCUGCCUCCUCCGCAUCCGCGCCCCCUCGCUUAGCCUAAACCGCGGGGCAGCUAGUCUCGCCACCGCAGGCCGCACCGGUCAUCACACCGGAGCGCACGCGGGGAGCCCCCGUAGAGUUCCGGGGCGACCAGGCCAACUAACGCCAUGAAGGAGGAAGGCGGCGGCGGGGACGCGGGGUUCGUGCGGGCGGACCAGAUCGACCUCAAGAGCCUGGACGAGCAGCUGGAGCGCCAUCUCACCCGCGCCUGGACCAUGGAGAAGCGCAAGGAGGAGGCCUCCGCCGGCGCUGGCGCCGGCGCCAGGCAGCACCAGCAGUCCCGGCGCCCGCGGAGGGAGGACUGGGAGAUCGACCCCGCCAAGCUUGUCGUCAAGGGCGUCAUCGCCCGCGGCACCUUUGGCACCGUCCACCGCGGCAUCUACGACGCUCACGACGUCGCAGUGAAACUACUUGAUUGGGGAGAGGAUGGGCAUAGAUCAGAACAAGACAUUGCAGCACUAAGAGCAGCUUUUUCACAAGAGGUCUCUGUUUGGCAUAAGCUUGACCAUCCAAAUGUAACCAAGUUUAUUGGAGCUAUAAUGGGUGCAAGGGAUCUGAAUAUUCAAACGGAAAACGGCCACAUUGGCAUGCCAACUAAUAUCUGCUGUGUCGUUGUGGAGUACCUUCCUGGUGGUGCACUAAAAUCAUUUCUGAUAAAGAACAGGAGAAAGAAGCUAGCUUUUAAGGUCGUUGUUCAAAUCGCUCUUGACCUUGCCAGGGGAUUAAGCUAUCUCCAUUCCAAGAAGAUUGUGCACCGUGAUGUGAAGACUGAAAAUAUGCUUCUUGACAAAACGAGAACCGUGAAGAUCGCUGAUUUUGGUGUUGCUCGCCUUGAAGCUUCAAAUCCCAGUGACAUGACGGGCGAAACUGGAACGCUUGGUUACAUGGCACCUGAGGUUCUCAAUGGAAAUCCCUACAACAGGAAAUGCGAUGUUUACAGCUUCGGGAUCUGUUUGUGGGAGAUAUACUGCUGUGAUAUGCCAUAUCCUGACUUGAGCUUUUCUGAGGUCACGUCUGCGGUUGUCCGUCAGAACCUGAGGCCGGAGAUACCACGCUGCUGCCCGAGCUCUCUAUCGAACGUGAUGAAGCGCUGCUGGGACGCCAACCCCGACAAGCGACCUGAGAUGGCCGAGGCGGUGUCCAUGCUGGAGGCGAUCGACACGUCGAAGGGUGGAGGCAUGAUCCCUGUGGACCAGCGGCCAGGAUGCCUUGCGUGCUUCCGGCAGUACAGAGGUCCAUGACAGAUAGGUGGAAACCUGUUGGAGCUGCGGCCUCUAGAUCUCGUGGAUGCCGAUCGAUCGCGUGUUGUUUUCUGGGGAAGCAAACUGGUUAAUGGAGCUAGCCCGCCUUACCGGCUCGUGUAAAUCCUCUGUCCAUCAAUUCUGUAACUCUGUUUUAUCGAUUAAUGAAAAGAACCGGGCUUGCUCGA